Molecule: messenger RNA, 7542 nt
Organism: Anarrhichthys ocellatus (wolf-eel)
Lineage: Eukaryota; Metazoa; Chordata; Actinopteri; Perciformes; Anarhichadidae
Gene: ncoa6
Product: nuclear receptor coactivator 6
Exons: 18
Coding region: 156-7199 (2347 amino acids)
Biological process (GO): positive regulation of transcription by RNA polymerase II
Cellular component (GO): histone methyltransferase complex; nucleus; transcription regulator complex
Source: RefSeq, a predicted model, not a curated record
CUUCCCGCUAGCUUGACGUCGCUUCUGACGUUGUCUGUGUUUCAUGUUUUGUUAGCUAAUCUGAGCUAGCUAGAUGUCGACUGGACGAACUUAAUCAACAGAUGAAUAUAUGCGCAUGAAACGGUUCAAACCCCACUCCUAGUCAGAGGGGGAGGAUGGCUCAUCGAUGUUCCCCACCUUUGCCUUCUUCGUCCCAGAGGACCGAGCACCUGGAGCCGGAUAACGACUCCGACGGGGACUCUGGUGUCGGGGAGGAUGCUGACAGUUGCCAUGGAGGAGCAGCAGCAGAAGAAGAAGACGAGGAAGUCAACAAGCGAAGGGAGGGAGAGGGUUCUGCCGUUUUUAUCGCCUUCCAGGGGAAUAUGGAGGAUGAGGACUUCUCUCAAAAACUCGAGUCUAUCCUCAGUGGCAUACCAAACAUGCUUGAUAUGGGCUCUGAGAGGCUGCAGCCACAGCAUGUGGAGCCGUGGAACAGCGUGCGGGUUACCUUCAACAUUCCUCGGGAUGCUGCGGAGCGGCUCAGGCUGUUGGCCCAGAACAACCAGCAGCAGCUCAGAGACCUGGGGAUCCUCUCUGUGCAGAUAGAAGGAGAAGGGGCCAUCAACGUGGCUGUGGGACCAAACCGGGGACAGGAAGUCAGAGUGAACGGACCAAUUGGAGCAGCUGGCCAGAUGAGAAUGGAUGUUGGCUUUCCAGGUCAGCCUGGUCCAGGAGUGGUGAGGAUGGCUAACCCGGCGAUGGUUCCCCCUGGACCCGGCAUGGCGGGUCAGGCGAUGGUACCAGGCAGCAGUGGACAGAUGCGUCCUCGUGUUCAGAGACCUUCUUCACAGACAGGUUCAGAUGUUAUGGAUCCGAUGAUGCCGGGUAUGUCAGUUCAGCAGCAACAGCAACUUCAGCACCAACAGGCUGGUCCCCCCCAUGUCUCAGGCCCAAUGCCCCCUCAGGCUGCCCAUCACAUGCAGGCUCUGCAGGGCGGGAGACCCCUCAACCCCGCCGCCCUGCAGCAGCUUCAGCAGCAGCAACACCACCAACAGCAGCAGCAACAGGCCCAGCAGCAAGCUCAGCUGUCUCAGCUUGGACCUAGACCUCCGUUCAACCCAUCAGGUCAGAUGGCUGUGCCUCCUGGCUGGAACCAGUUGCCCUCUGGGGUCCUCCAGCCAGCAGCCCCCCAAGGAGGCCCUGCCUGGAGAAAGCCGCCACCGCAAGCCCAAAUGGUUCCACGUCCUCCCUCUCUUGCUACGGUUCAGACUCCCAGCCACCCUCCGCCCCCUUACCCAUUUGGCAGCCAGCAGGCUGGGCAGGUGUUCAAUGCCAUGGGUCAGGGACAAUUACAGCAGCAACAGCAGCCAGGAGUGGGUCAGUUUGCCGCCCCCCAGCCUAAAGGCCUACAGGUCGGCCCUGGUGGUGUCGCGGGACCACCCAGACCCCCUCCGCCCCUUCCACCAACUUCUGGACAGCAGGGCAACCUCACUGCCAAGUCCCCUGGUUCCUCCUCGUCUCCUUUUCAGCAGGGUUCGCCGGGGACUCCUCCCAUGAUGGUUCAGAGACCGACGACUCCACAGGGUUUCCCCCAGGGCGUCGGAUCACCGGGAAGAGCCGCCCUCGGGCAACCGGGUAACAUGCAACAAGGUUUCAUGGGAAUGCCCCAGCAUGGACAGCCUGGGGCCCAAGUUCACCCAGGCAUGCCGAAGCGUCCUAUGGGCUUUCCAAACCCAAACUUUGUCCAAGGUCAGGUGAGUGCCAGCACCCCAGGAGCCGCUGUUGGAGGAGCCAAUCAGCAGCUACAGAGCAGCCAAGUGAUGACUCACACAGGAGCUCCGCCGUCAGCCUCUGCACCAAACUCGAUGCAGGGUCCACCCCACGCCCAGCCCAAUGUUAUGGGUGUACAAAGUGGCAUGGCCGGUCUGCCCCCUGGUACAACCGCUGGGCCCGGUAUGGGCCAGCAGCAGCCUGGUCUCCAGACCCAGAUGAUGGGCCUCCAGCAUCAGGUCCAGCCCGUGUCUUCCUCCCCCAGCCAGAAGGUUCAAGGCCAGGGUGGAGGUCAGACUGUCCUCUCAAGGCCCCUCAGUCAAGGGCAGAGAGGAGGGAUGACCCCACCCAAGCAAAUGAUGCCUCAGCAAGGCCAGGGGGUGAUGCAUGGGCAGGGUCAGAUGGUUGGGGGCCAAGGGCACCAGGCCAUGCUCCUGCAGCAGCAGCAGCAGCAACAACAACAACAACAGCAGCAACAAAACUCCAUGAUGGAACAAAUGGUUGCCAACCAGAUGCAAGGCAACAAGCAGGCAUUUGGAGGCAAGAUUCCAGCUGGAGUCAUGCCCGGCCAGAUGAUGCGUGGCCCUGCUCCAAACGUUCCAGGUAACAUGGUUCAGUUCCAGGGCCAGGUUGGCACUCAGCAGAUGACUCCACAACAGCAGCAGCAAAUGGCUCAACUCCAACAACAGCAGUUACAACAGCAGCAGCAGCACCAGUUGCAGCAACAGCAGCUGCAGCAGCAGCAACAGCAACAACACCAGCAGAUGAACCAGCAACAGCCCCAGCAGGUUCCUAUUGCUGGCAACCCUAAUCAGGCAAUGGGCAUGCAUGGGCAACAGAUGAGGCUCCCUGCUGGUCAUCCUCUUAUCCAACAGCAGUUGCUACAGCAGCAGCAGAAACAGCAGCAACAGGCCAUGUUACAACAGCAGCAGCAGCAGCAGCAACAACAACAACAACAACAACAGGCAGCUCAACAGCACCCUCAUCCUUUGGGAGAUCCUAAUAGUGGGACAGGGGACUUGGGGGUCCAACAGAUGGUCCCUGAUAUGCAGGCGCAGCAGCAAGGCAUGAUCGGGGGCCCUCAGCACAUGCAGAUGGGAAAUGGCCACUUUGCAGGUCAUGGCAUGAACUUUAACCCACAGUUCCAAGGUCAGAUGCCGAUGGCGGGAGCCUGCGUACAGCCAGGAGGCUUUCCCGUCAGCAAGGAUGUAACGCUGACUAGCCCACUGUUGGUCAACCUGCUGCAGAGCGAUAUCUCAGCCAGCCAGUUUGGACCAGGAGGAAAACAGGGAGCAGGUGCGGGCAAUCAGGCCAAACCCAAAAAGAAGAAACCGGCACGAAAGAAGAAGCCCAAAGAGGGAGAGGGACAACAGCAAGUCGAGGGACUUGGUGGUCUUGAUGUGGCUGCUGGCAUGGAGGAUUCCGAACUGCCAAAUCUGGGUGGGGAACAGAGUUUGGGUUUAGACAACUCCGGCCAGAAACUCCCCGAGUUUGCCAACAGGCCUGCAGGCUUUCCUGGCCAGCCUGGAGACCAGAGAGUAUUACAGCAGGUACCAAUGCAAUUUAUGCAGCAGCAGCAGCAGCAACAACAACAACAACAACAACAACAACAACAACAGCAGCAGCAGCAACAAAUGCAACAGCAGCAAAUACAGCAACAACAGCAGCAACAAUUACAACAACAGCAGCAGCAGCAGAUGCAACAGUUGCAGAUGCAAGGUCUCCAGAAUACUCAGGGGCAGCAGGUGAUGACGGGGCCACAGACUUCAGGUCAAGGCCAGCCUCAGAUGCACCCUCACCAGCUGCAGCAGCAGCAGCAGCAGCAGCAGCAGCAGCAACAACAACAACAACAACAACAACAACAACAACAGCAGCAGCAGCAAACUCAACAGCCACACCUGCUACAACAGCAACAACAACAGCAGCAGAUGAUGAUGAUGCUGAAGAUGCAGCAGGAGCAGGCAAAGAAUCGCAUGUCCAUCCCUCCCGGAGGGCAGAUCCCUCCUAGGGGUAUGGGCAAUCCACCGGAGGUGCAGAGGCUUCCUGUCUCACAGCAAAGCAACAUGCCUGUAAUGAUCAGCCUUCCAGGACAUGGAGGGGUACCGCCGUCACCUGACAAAGCAAGAGGGAUGCCCCUGAUGGUGAACCCACAGCUUGCAGGAGCUGCGCGAAGAAUGUCCCAUCCUGAUGGAGGGCAGGGUCCUCAAGGCACUGGAUCUGAAGAAGCCAUUGCAGGGGCUCACCCGAAGCAGCCUGGCGGCCCAGAAGUUGGGGUGCAGCAUCCUGGAAAUGGAACCCAACAAAUGAUGGCCAAUCAGGUCUCCAACGCUCACAUGAUGAAGCAAGGCCCUGGUCCAUCACCAAUGCCCCAGCACACCGGAGCCAGUCCCCAGCAGCAGCUACCUAGUCAGCCUCAGCAAGGAGGCCCCAUGUCGGGCCUUCAUUUCCCCAAUGUCCCCACAACCUCACAGAGCUCCAGGCCCAAAACCCCCAACAGAGCCAGCCCCAGGCCGUACCACCAUCCCCUCACCCCGACUAAUCGUCCACCCAGUACCGAACCCUCCGAAAUCAACCUUUCACCUGAGAGGCUUAAUGCCUCUAUUGCAGGGCUGUUUCCUCCCAAAAUCAACAUUCCUCUGCCUCCCAGGCAGCCUAACCUAAACAGGGGAUUUGAUCAGCAAGGUCUUAACCCGACAACUCUGAAAGCCAUUGGGCAGGCCCCUCCUAGCUUAAAUUUACCAGGCAACAACAACAACAACGGCAGUGUGGGUGGAAAUAACAGUCAACAGCCGUUCUCUGCUGGAGCUGGAGUAGGAGGUGUAGGCGCUAAACAGGACAAGCAGCCUGGAGGCCAGGCUAAGAGGGCGAGUCCCAGCAAUAGCCGGAGGUCCAGUCCAGCCUCGAGCCGUAAGUCGGCCACCCCAAGUCCAGGGAGACAAAAGGGGACAAAGAUGGCCAUCAACUGCCCUCCGCCCCAGCAGCAAAUGGUUAACCCUCAGGGGCAAACCAUGAUGCUAAGCCCUACCUCAGUACCCCCAAAUCCAGUAUCUAUGCCGUCUCAAGUGAGUGGGGCCGUAGAGGCACAGCAGACCCAGAGCCCCUUCCACGGGAUGCAAGGUAACACCGCUGAGGGAAUCAGGGAAAGUCAGGGAAUGAUGACAGCAGAGCAGCGACAGAUGCCUCAGCCACAGCCUUUGAGGGAGUUAUCAGCUCCCAGAAUGGCAAGUCCUCGUUUCCCGUUGCCUCAGCAGCCUAAAUCUGACUUGGAACCGAAGGCCGGCGCAGUUGAUAGGCUCCCGGGGCAAACGGCACCUUUGCAGGACUCCGAGGCCUCGCCUACUCUCAGGGCAGCGCCAACCUCCCUCAACCAGUUGCUGGAUAACUCGGGUAUGGCAAACAUGCCUCCUCGGCCCGCACAGAUUAGUACUGUUAGGGAUGUUAUGGGAAAGGACAGCCCCAAGUCUGCUUUGGAUCCAGAGAGACCGCUCCACAGUAAUACCCAGAGCACAGAUGUGUCAGCUGCUGUCGCUAUAAAUGUAUCGGAAGCUAAACCCAAAACUGCUGUCCCAAUCCCGACCAGUAGUCCUAAUUUGCAUCCUGCCUCAAUUUCCAGCUCGCACCCUAGCACUAACCCAACCUCUAAUACUACCCCCAGCCUUAGCCAGAACCCCAUCUCAAGUCUCGGUGUCCACCCCAGUCCAAAUGUAAACCCAACACCUACCAUCUGCACCACCCUCAGUACUAACACGAAUGCCACCACGAGUGGAAGCCCCAACCCAGUCACUUCCAGUCAAAGCAGUCCCGCCUUGACUGUCAGCACCAGUUCUAACUCCAGCUCAGCUCCGAAACCUAGUCCUAAACCGGUGACAAGUGUUCACUCGGUCAUACAGAUCCCUGCCUCUUCGAGUGCAAUUUCCCCCAAUCAGAUCACUGUGUUUGUCACCUCUAACCCCAUAACCCUUCCCCCUCCUCCCCAGGCACCCACAUCUAUGGCCUCCACCAUGGUGGCUGUCCCCAACAAGAACAUUAGACCUCAGGACAUCCGGCAGCAGGCCCCUGUCCCCCGCCCUCCUCAGUUUAUCACCGCCACCCCUGUAUUUAUCAACUCAAAUUUCCAGGUCCCCGGUGCAUCUGUGGCUCCCAAUACCACAAUGGUGUCACAGUCAGUCACGAUGGUGGGGCCUAUCAAAGUGUCCGCUGCGAACAUCCAACUUUCUCCUGCCCCGAGCUCCACCCAGUCCUCGGGGGCUAGCAUGACCAGCACUCAGCCUACCAGGAGUGCUGUUGGACAGGUCCAGAUUGCCACCAGUGUGUCCUCAUCAGUCCCAGUUGGUACUCCGCCAGCACCUCAGCAAAUUAACCCAGGGGCUCCCAAAACAGAAAAUCUAGGUGAGGCACUUUCUGCUCAAAAACCUAGUCCCCCAGUACGGCAGCUGUCUCCCCAUCCCAGCCCUUCGGCAUCAUCUCCCUUCCAGGCACCCCUGGCUUCUCCUCCUCUCUGCUCUAGUCCCGGGGCUGCUAACGCCAUCCGAAAGAGCCCCAUGUCGCCACCACCCGCUGCCCAGGUGAAAGGUAAACCUGCACAGGCGGUUGUGUCUGGUACAGCUGACUCCCAGCAGAGUCCUGUAGAAAGGCCUGCGCAGGGGCCCACCGGAGCGGUGCCACCACAGGCCUUUCAUCCUCCUGCUAGUCCUGCCAUCCAGAUUGAAGUACUGGCUCCCCAUACUAGUGCUGCUGCUUCGAACAACAUUUCUCCGCCUGCUGUCUCCUCUCCAUCCCCAGCUCCUGGCCAGGUGGCUGUUCCCACUCAGAUUAUCACCCAGGCUCCAGUGCCCGCACCAGCUUCAGUCUCAAACCAGGCCCAGGUUGGACCUUCUCAAGCUCCUACAGUCACUGUAGUCGGUGCCACCACAGGUGUCUCGUCUGCUACUUUGCUCUCUACGGUUGCUUCCGUACAAAGCCCCAUACCGUCCAUUGUUCCAAUUAUCGCUGGACCUGGACCUGCUCUGGAGGUUGCCCCCACCACAUCCUCUCCAGCUGCAAACCCCAGCGGAGUUCCACCAGCUCAGCCUAACACCCCAGCUGUGGAGCCCCCCAUGCUGCCAGCUGCUGCAUCUGUAGAAACCACUCAGACCACCCCAGCACCUAUUCAACAAGUCCCACCAUCCCAGGAACCUGCCGCCAGUGAGAAGACGGGUGAAGAGGUCUCGACAGGUUCUGAGCAGGGAUGGGCAAAGAAAAGAAAGACGCCAAUCAACUUAGUCCCAAGGGCCGCGGUGGAGAAGCCUAAGGGCCCGAGCAGACGCAGCUCCCGGGCAGAGAAGGAGGUGGAGGAGGAGCCGGUAGCAGACAGCGGCGUCAGGAAGCGAUCGGCCAGGCCGGGAACCAGCGCUGCUGUUAAAGAAACUGGAGCGAGCCCCACGCAGGCCAAACGAAGGAAGUCUAAAUAGACACAACCAGCGUUGUGUGAAGCCUGUGAACCGUACUGUAAAUGUUUCUCUGUGAAUCCGUUCCGCUGCCCCCCCCCCACACUCCCCCUAGAUUAUGAACUCUUCAGUGGAGGAAGAAACCAAUGUACAGAUUGUGUUUUAAAAUAAUUAUUGUCCAUGCUUAUCAUGUGAGAUUGUAGUUAGAAUGUGUGCAAUACAGUAUGUGUUGUUGUUUUCUGUUUGUUUUUAUAUAUAUAUAUUGAAUGCUGGAUUAAUCAUGUGAAGACUGACGAUGGAGCUUGUCAUGAUUGUAUAAUUAUGUUGUAAAACUGAAUUAAAUUUUCUACUGCUUUUUGUCCUGUGA